Brugia pahangi is the source of this 366-nucleotide messenger RNA. The record is from the annotation of a GenBank genome assembly. Lineage: Eukaryota; Metazoa; Nematoda; Chromadorea; Rhabditida; Onchocercidae.
AUGUUUGCUGCGGCUGAAGAAGGUCCGGAACAUCCGGACAUAUCUGAUGCUCUCCGGUAUUUGGAGAAUGCACCUGUAAUGCUCCGUGCAUUACAGGAAUUCAUUUCCGCCAAACAGCAGCAUGAAGACAUGCUGCUCACCCGCUUGGCGGCUUACGAAGAGCGAAAUGCCCAACAAAAUAUGGAAGAGGGACCGGCACCUCAGCAGCCGGAAUUUAACAUAGAAGAGGCAGAGUGGGCUCCUCUGCCUGACAGUUACGAUGCAGAAGAACAAUGGCUGGCGGAAGCAGAGUUGGCCCCUCUGCCAGAUGAUAGCGAGGAGAGCCCUGAGGUGCCGGUGGCAUUACUAUCGGUAAUUCAUAUGUAG